CUUUUCCAAGCGCGCCGUCGACUUGGCCGUCCGACACGGCCAUCUGCCCAUGCUUCGCUGGCUGCAGACCCAUCGCAAGGGCGAGAUUUCGUUCAUGACGUGGGACUUUGCGGCCAAAGGCGGGUUCACCGACAUCGUGCGCUUCCUCGUCGCCCAUCACUCGCCGCAUGGCUCGACGAACGCACUCGACUGGGCAGCGGCGUAUGGACACCUCGAGACGGCGCGGUAUCUUCUCUGCGAGGCCAAGCUGGGACAUGGGACGACGUAUGGGAUGAACCAAGCGGCCAAAGAAGGGCACUUGGCGAUGGUGCAACUGCUCCACGCGCACAGCAACGCUGGGUGCACGUACCAUGCGAUGGACGAAGCGGCCAAGCACGGCCAUUUGGAGGUUGUCUGCUUCUUGCACGAGCAUCGCACCGAAGGCUGCUCGGUCGCCGCCAUGGACCACGCGGCGACCAACGGUCAUUAUGAGAUCGUGGUCUUCCUGCACACCCACCGGUCGGAAGGGUGCUCGGCCAAGGCGCUGAUUGGCGCGGCAACCAACGGCCACUUGGCCAUUGUACAGUAUCUCGAAGCGAUGACGGCGUGGCCGUAUGACAUUGCGCUCCUCGAUGGCGCGUCGACGAACGGACACCUCGCUAUGGUCGAGUAUCUGCACGCACGGGGGCUUCCCGCGUCGACACGGGCGAUGAAUGGCGCCGCCAAACAUGGCUAUUUGAACGUUGUGCGCUGGCUCCAUGUGCAUCGGGACGAAGGCUGCUCGACGGACGCCAUGGACCUGGCCGCGACACACGGACAUCUCUCCGUGGUCGACUUUCUCCACGCCUACCGUUGCGAAGGCUGCACCGUCCACGCCAUGAACGGCGCCGCGAGCAACGGGCAUUUGGCGAUAGUUCAGUGGUUGCAUGCGCAUCGGCUCGAAGGCGCCACCGAGCGCGCCAUCGACGGCGCCGCCGCCAACGGCCAUUUGGACGUUGUUCAAUGGCUGCACACCCACCGGAACGAAGGCUGCACGACGUGGGCCAUGGACUGGGCCGCGUCCAAAGGGCGGCUUGAUAUUGUGCGCUUCUUGCACGCACAUCGCAGCGAAGGGUGCACGCAAAACGCCCUCGAGUGGGCCCAGCAGCACCACCAUGACGACAUGGCAGCAUGGGGCACCACCCCGCGCGCAACGAGCCACAAGCGCAACCGAUUCUCGUCUCUCGUGCGGAUUCCAGACAAGGACAAGCACAGCGCAGAAAGCCCAGACCAUAUUGUGGGCGGUUGGCGCGUGUCGUACAUUCCAUCGCAGGUCUCGCAGUGGAAGGAGACGCGCAAGUCGUUUGGGUCCUACAACCCGAUCGAAAAGGAGGUCGUAUGCGCGUUUUGCGAGUCGAAAAAGAACAAGCCGACGCCGUUGUCGAGCGACAACAACAACAAUGAGGACGACGACGAUGACGACUACUAG
This is a messenger RNA of Saprolegnia parasitica CBS 223.65, 1447 nucleotides long. RefSeq lists its product as hypothetical. Bases 50 to 1447 code for a protein of 465 amino acids. The transcript is spliced from 7 exons. The record is from RefSeq and is a predicted model, not a curated record. Gene Ontology annotation, molecular function: protein binding. Lineage: Eukaryota; Oomycota; Saprolegniomycetes; Saprolegniales; Saprolegniaceae.